This is a messenger RNA of Dinoponera quadriceps, 2522 nucleotides long. Its product is annotated as GTP-binding protein Di-Ras2. The coding region runs from base 984 to 1787 and encodes 267 amino acids. Gene Ontology annotation, molecular function: GTPase activity; GTP binding. The record is from RefSeq and is a predicted model, not a curated record. Lineage: Eukaryota; Metazoa; Arthropoda; Insecta; Hymenoptera; Formicidae. The transcript has 9 exons.
GCGCUCAGUGCCGUCUCGUCGUCAGCUCGGGAGGACGGUGUCCUUCGCGAUCCCACGCUUUCCGGCUUCUUGUUCGCAGCAGAGAGAGUGCUUUUCUCGUCUCACGACCCGAGCUUUUUUCCGGGAAGCUUUCCGCGUCCUGCACAUUCUCGCGAUACAGCCGUGCAAACAUUUGCGAGAUCGAGGAGCGUCAGCAGCGAUCUGUAAUCCAGCACAUCAAUAUCCGAUAAUCCGUCGGCGUGGUCCAAUCGUCGACGCAGAACAAGCCAGCCACUGAUAGGUUCCCUGCUUGAACACUGGCGGUGCUGACACAGAUACGGGAUAUAAAUGAGAAGGAGACGCAAAAGCUGCUGAGUGCACGAGGCAUAUCACGAUUCGGCAUAAUGAUCCAGCUGUCGUGCAGCGGCGACGUGCUCGGCGACGUCUUAAUCCCGUAGAAAUUUCCGCCGGGACACCCUCGCAGGAAGAAGGAGGAGGAGAAGGACGCCGGCAGCCACCUGUGACUCUCGCCGCCGAGAGGGAGAUCCCCGGUGGGGGAGGAGAAAGCGCGAGGGGGGAGGAAGAAUAACCGGCGAUAAAUCGUGCAGAAGCGAGAGGAACAACGCGGCCGCGAUUUCCCCGAGGAAGAUGCGAGGUCCCGCGAGAACGUCGCGCCGGGGGUGAGUGAAUGGAGAGUUCGACGGGCGGCGACGUUGGGUGGAAAAACGCGAUCGUCUCGCGUCGAUCGCGAUCGAUCGGUCCGGUGGAGCAAGCUCGGCCGCCACCUACUCGCUCCUGACCGCGGUCAGGGCAAGGACCGCCGCGGGGAAUCGAAUUAAUAUCCAGACGAGGCAGGCCGAGGAGGGCGACGUAGGGGACGAGGAGGCUUGUAUUGGAUUUACAGGAGGAGGGCUACGAGACGACCGAUCUCCCGGGUAAUGCCUUCCUGAGGCGGCAUUCUCGCGGUCGUGCUCGAGGUCACGGAGCGUCCGGCGACCGACAGUAUGGCCGAUCUCGAGAGGAUCCGGCUGGUGGUGCUCGGCGGCGCCGGGGUCGGCAAGAGCGCCAUUAUACGCCGGCUGCUCGGCCAAGGUUUCAGCGAGCGGUACCGGCCCACCGUGGAGGACCUGUAUUCCCGGGAAUGCGUCCUCGGCACCUUGACGCUCAAGGUCGACCUCUUGGAUACCGCGGGUGACCUGCAGUUUCCCGCGAUGAGGCGUUUGAGCAUAGCCACCGCCCACGCAUUCCUCCUCGUCUACGCGACAACGUCGUUACCAAGCUUCGAGUGCGUGAAGCGUUGCUUCGAAGAAGUGAGAGAACAACGACCCGACUUCCAGGAGGUACCGAUAGUCGUCGCCGGUAACAAGCUCGACCUGGCGCCGGCGCGGAGGGAAGUGCCCAUCGAGGACGUCAGCGAGUGGCUGUUUUGCGAAUUGCCGAAGCUGCGCGCCAAGGUGAUGGAGUGCUCGGCGAAGGACGACUACAAUAUCAAGGAUAUCUUCAGGUGUUUCGUCACGUUGUCCAGGAUCGUGCCGAAGAAUCCUACCGGCGAGUCCGACGAAUCGGGCCUCAGGAGAAGAUGCUCGGCGUACGGAUCGCGCAGGUCGGGCAGUCCUGGCGGCAGGACCGGCAGCGCGGGUCCCGGCGGGAAUCCUCAGCAAGUGGUCGCGGCUCAAGGCUCGAGCGUCGUCGCCGUCACCGAGGAGGUGAAGAGCAAGCCGCGUAGUCGCAGCUUGAUCAGACGCGCCUCGAGGAAGACGAAGCAGCAGAUCCGAGACGCCCACGCCGACGACUGCAACAUCUCGUAAGCCGGCGGAGAGACCGUCCCGCUGCGGUCGCGAGCGUAAGUGACUCGUCAAGGUAAGACUCGCGAUGACGGCUCCCCAUGGCCCGACGGACGUUUGUGGACCGCCGAGCGCGUUGAUCCACCGGAUCCCGCGAGAAACCCGACCGGCGCCGGAGGGUGUCCGCGGCACUGACCUCGCGAACAGACGUUAAUCGCAGAACACCCGGAAGCGUGUGUGUCGACGACAGAAGUCGCGAUUCGCCCUUGACAAACGUACUCGGCCCAUGCGAUGAUUGAAGCGUCCUGAUUAAAUGUAGAGGAAAACGCGCAUACCCAUGUUUCUCGGCUGUAAAAUACGAAACUUAGCCUCGGAUAACAGAGGGUGUCCCAAAGAAAUGUACACACACUUUGAAUGAUUACGAAGUCGGCGUUCGUUAACAUACGCUUCAUUUUUCAAAUUUAAAAGAAAUCUACAGGAAUAUGAGUAACUUUUUUUUUUGUCAACGCCUGUUCUCACAAACUGAUGACCUGGUUCUGGAAAAAAAGUCAAAGAAUGCGUUUCCACCGGUGUUGCCACUAUUCUAAUGACCGUCACUCGGAUAUUAGAUUAAAAAAGAAGAGAAAACCUCAGGAUGAUAAUAAUAAUAUUGAUACUAAAGAUUGUGUAUCCUGUUUAUACAUUAUCAUUGAUAACUACAUAUAAUAUAUAGUAAUAUAUUUAAAUAAUAUAUAUAAAACGUAUAAUAUUAAACGGAUA